AGUUUAGAGAUCGUUCGAAAGCCAGUUUUUAUCAUUCAUAAUAUCGUUUUUACCCUAUUUUAUCUUAUCAAUUUAACAAGAUUCUGUCAUUAUUAAAGUCUUCAUGGAUUUUGAAUGGAUUGGCGAUCCCAUUUCCGUCAAUGAGGCCGUCAGACAAUUAACUCCUAAGCCAAAAACUUUUUAUAAGACAUGCAAAUAUUUAGGAACAGAAUAUAAUAUUGGUGACCAUGUUCUAAUUGCAAAUUCAGAGGCUGACGACCCAGAAUCAUUCUGUUAUUGCUAUGUGGCAUCACUAGUCUACAUGUAUGAAAUGAAAUCUAACAAAAAAGACCCUUUCAGAGCCCAAGUUCAAUGGUAUUCAAGAGUAGAACAGCUUUCAAAGAACUUCAGAAAAGAUAGUGUUCAUCCACCACUUGAUGAUGCAUGGGAGUUAGUUCAUGAAGGGCAACGAUACAAAGGGGAUAUCAGCAUUGAAACCAUUUUUGACAAAUGUAGUGUUUUGAUCUGCGAAGAAAAUGAAGUUCCUAGAGGUGUUGGAAAACAAAAAAAGUUGUGCACCUUCUUCUGUCGCUUUGCGCUUGGUCCGAAGAACUCGCGCGAUCUUAUUUCGGUUAAAGAAUCUUUAGCGAAACAGGUGGCAGACAUCACUGCCAAGACAUUAGUAGAUUCGUCUUCUGCAAUCAACCAAAGUGAUAAAGAGCCAAUGACGCCGCGAAGAGUAUCAACAAGAUGUCGGAAGAUGUCAGAGAACGAAAAUAAUUAUUCUGGCUUAUAUCCAGAGCUGCUUAAUACCCCGCGAUCAAGCACAAGAAAUAGACAAGCUCCACGUCAAUUGGAUAAUGACAAAAAUGAAUCUUGCGUUCCCUCGGCAUCCAUUAAUACGCCUCGAUCAAGCAGGAGAAAUAGAGAGCCGUCAUUGUCAGUGGAUAACGAAGACAAUGAAUCUAAUGUACCUACUGGGCCUGUUAAUACUCCUCGAUCAAGCAAGCGGAUUAAACCCCGUUGCCUAGACGAAACUCUCCCAAGUCCACUAAAAAAUUCCACAUUUAGCAUUAGCAGCAACAAAACUAAAGAGCUCUGCAUUGUGAUUCAAAGGUGCAAAGUCACUCCAAAUAAAGAAAUAUCUGCUAAAGAGCAGGAUCAAACUAGCAAGGUCAAAGCAAGGAAAAAACUGGAUUUAGAAACACCUGGGACGCCGGCAAAGGCAGUAGAAGAGAAAACUCCGAAAAAACCAAAGAGGGCUGGAUCAGCAACGCCUUGUUCAACGCAGAAGAAGCGAUUGAGGUUAACACCUGCGAUUUCUUCGCGUUCCGGUAACGUAACCGAGCCUACUUCGCCCCUUGGCGAAAUUCGGCGUCGUCUUCAUGUUGCUGCUGUGCCUCAGACCUUACCAUGCCGAGAAGACGAAUUCGAUCACAUCUACAAUUAUGUAGAAGGAAAAUUGGCUGAUGGAAUCGGCGGAUGUAUGUACAUCAGUGGCGUGCCAGGUACUGGAAAAACAGCCACCGUCAAUGAGGUGAUACGGGUGUUAAAAGAGAGCCAAACUGAAGGAGAUCUUCCUGAUUUCAAGCUUAUUGAAGUCAACGGCAUGAAAUUGACGGCACCCCAACAGAUCUAUGUCCAGAUUUGGAACCAGCUAACAGGGAGUAAAGUAACGGCUGAUAAAGCCGCAAAAUUGCUCCACGCUAAGUUUUCGACUAACGGACCACGUCAUCGGCCAACUGUCCUGAUUGUUGACGAGCUCGAUCUGCUGUGGACUAGACAGCAGGAUGUUCUAUACAAUAUUUUUGAAUGGCCUAACCGACCCAAAGCUCAGCUUACCGUGCUAGCUAUCGCAAAUACGAUGGAUUUGCCGGAAAGAUUGUUGAUGAACAGAGUCUCGUCACGAAUGGGAUUGACUCGAUUAACGUUUCAGCCUUACAAAGUGAAACAGCUUCAAACGAUUAUCUCGUCAAGACUGGAAAAUGUGGUAUCCUUUGAACCAGAGGCAGUAGAGUUUAUUGCUAGAAAGGUGUCUGCUGCUUCAGGGGAUGCUCGACGCGCGCUUGAUAUUUCUCGAAGAGCUGCAGAAUUGGCUGAGAAGGGAAACCACAAUAUUAGCAGUCCAACCAAAUCACCAUCAAAGAGAGGGGCGCAUUUCAGCAAAUCAACGGUCACGAUGCAACAUGUCCAAGCCGCAAUUGAGGAAAUGUUUUCGUCGCCGAAAUUAUUGGCCAUUCAGGCAUGCAGUUUGCACGAGCAAUUAUUCCUCAACGCCCUUGUGCAAGAGUUCAAUCGGACAGGUGUGGAGGAAUCGGUUUUCGACCAAGUAAUUCGACAGCAUUAUACGCUGUGUGAUUUAGAAGGAAUGUCAAGACCAAAUGUGUCAGAGUUGCUGUCAGUCUGCGCUUCGUUAUGUAGCAGUCGAUUAAUACUAUCUGAGCAUGGCCGGAACGAUAUCCGCCAAAAGGUACGACUGAAUAUCGGAAUUGACGACGUUACCUAUGCUCUGAAGUGUCUUUGAAUCCAACCUUGCCAUUUUAAUUUAUCAAUUUUUUUUCGUCGGCUUGCGUUUUUUAAUAAAUUAUUUU
Messenger RNA from Daphnia carinata, 2570 nucleotides. It is a transcript of the gene Orc1, whose product is annotated as origin recognition complex subunit 1-like. The transcript has 10 exons. Gene Ontology annotation, biological process: mitotic DNA replication checkpoint signaling; DNA replication initiation. The coding region runs from base 104 to 2503 and encodes 799 amino acids. The record is from RefSeq and is a predicted model, not a curated record. NCBI's taxonomy places the organism in Eukaryota, Metazoa, Arthropoda, Branchiopoda, Diplostraca, Daphniidae. Gene Ontology annotation, cellular component: nuclear origin of replication recognition complex. Gene Ontology annotation, molecular function: DNA replication origin binding; chromatin binding; ATP binding.